Molecule: messenger RNA, 1909 nt
Organism: Chelonus insularis
Lineage: Eukaryota; Metazoa; Arthropoda; Insecta; Hymenoptera; Braconidae
Gene: rogdi
Product: rogdi atypical leucine zipper
Exons: 6
Coding region: 229-1020 (263 amino acids)
Cellular component (GO): RAVE complex
Source: RefSeq, a predicted model, not a curated record
UUCUGAGACUAAAGAUAAAUAUUAUCAGAUUCCUCAAGGCAAAUAAUUGAACAUAACUUGAUCUAAAAUUGUAUUUGUAUCAAAAUUUCUGAGUCGUUUAGCGAGGUUAUGUUUAGUAUUAUUUUUAAUUUUUGCUCCUCAAUAUUUUAUAUUCUAAUCUAAGGAUUAUUCUACUUUUUGGUUAAAUUUUAUGAAUUCGUUCAAUUUUCUCUCACCAAGUUCUCUCAAAUGUCUGAUCAGAUGAAUCUAUCAAUAGCACAAAUGGAAUUUGAAUGGGUACUCCAUGACGAGGUUCAUCCAUGUUUGCUCCAACUCCGAGCUAUUUUACUGGAAUGUGCACAAAGGUUCCCUAUGGCACUUUUUGGUAAUGAUCAGCAAUUUAAAGUUGAUAGAUUUGUGUUUGCAUCGCCACAUGAUCAAGUAAAAUCUGUUGUUGUUCUUACGGGGGAUAGCAUUACAAAUGCUGAAGUAACAUUUAAAGUUCAGCGCCAGCAAAAUGUUUUGAUAAAAACAAGCAUUCAAAAUGACCAUCCAUGGAAAUUACAACAAAUUCAAGAUGCCGCGAAUCAUCUUCAACAAGCUAUAGCUCACAUUGAUAAUGUUGAUCGUCAUUACUUAUUUAAAACUUCAGAUGAAGUAAUGCAUGUUCUUGGCAAUAUUCUCGGGUGCCUUCAGAGAAGUCGAACUAGUCUUAUUGUGCCUAAGAAAAAAACCAUAGAUGAUUUAAUUAAAAGUCGUAAUAUGAAAUCACUUAAUCCAAAUUUACCAGAAAAUUUAGUAAUUAGCUUUUAUAUUCAAAGCUAUAAACUCGUUUUGGCUGUAUAUCAAUUAGAAAGUACACAUGGAAGUGUUAAAUAUGAGUCUCAUCAAGCAGAAUGUAGUGUACCAUGGCUAAACGAUGCCCUCAUAUUUCUCACUAUCGCUUUACAACUAUGCCAAAGAUUAAAAGAUAAGAUUUGUGUGUUUUCCCAAUACAAGGAUUUUACGGUAGGAUCACGAGUGCCAUCAGCAAUGGGUUAAUAAAAAAAAUUCAAUUUUUAAUGAUAUUAAAGUUAAAUACACGUUAAGUCAAUUUUAUUAGACGUGUUCAUUUGAAAUCCACACCAAGUAAGCUAUUUAAUUAAAUAAUUAAUGAAUAUGUGAAUUUAUUUUAGUUUGUGAAUAAUGGAUUGAGAACAUAAUAUGAGAGUUUGUUCACACAAAUGGUGCAAUAUUAGAAGUAUUAUGUUAUUGAUCGUGUUCAUUAUAUUUUGAGUUUCAAAGUGAUAAUUCAAUCGUUUGAUGAAUUUUUCUUUGAACUUUUACCGUAUAUUUUAGCCAUAUAAAUAUAUUAUACUAUAUUUUACCAUAUUUAUGCUGUGUCUUUUGUCUGUGAAUUUAGAGAUUUACUUGACUUCAUAAUCAUUAUUCUAGUUAAUAUUAGAGCACAGCAUUUAUGACUUUUUUCAAAAAUUUAUUAAGGGACUUUGACUAAUAAUCAUCAAACAAUUGAUAUUACAAAAAAUGGUGUGGAUAUUAAUAAAUAAUUAAAAAAUGUCCCGACAAUAAAGACAACCGAGUGUGGUUAUUGUAUAUAGUGUUAUCUGUUAAUGUUGGAUCUAAACAUUAAAUACUAAGUUAAGAAUAUUGACAUGAAUGAAAAUAAUGAAAUAAAAACUAGCGAUAAAUAUACAAAUAGAACAGAAUUACUGGCAACUAUUAAACAAAAGAUGCAGAUGCAUAUAAUUAUUGUCAUUAUUAAUUUAUAAAUACGUGCAUAAACGUAUUCACAUUAUGUAAGAUAUUUUAAAAAUUUUUCUUUCUGAUAAUGAAAUUAUGAUUUAAAUGAUAUUAUUACUGAUCAAGUGAUAAACUUUUUUGUUAACUUUCUUAAGUUACUUUCUACUAAUAAAUUAUUGGUUGCUGUUUA